This is a messenger RNA of Gracilinanus agilis (Agile Gracile Mouse Opossum), 759 nucleotides long. Its product is annotated as nucleoside diphosphate kinase A 1-like. The transcript has 5 exons. Bases 80 to 655 code for a protein of 191 amino acids. The record is from RefSeq and is a predicted model, not a curated record. Gene Ontology annotation, molecular function: nucleoside diphosphate kinase activity. NCBI's taxonomy places the organism in Eukaryota, Metazoa, Chordata, Mammalia, Didelphimorphia, Didelphidae. Gene Ontology annotation, biological process: CTP biosynthetic process; GTP biosynthetic process; UTP biosynthetic process.
UGUCCUCCCUAUGUUGAAAACGCUAAGGGGGCGGAGAAUAAAGGAAACCGACUGGUGCUCUUGAGAAUCAGUUCCUCGGAUGCCCAAGCCUAAGAGAAAGCGGUUCCGCGCGUGGUUCGAAGGGUACCGCGUGGGAACAGGGGUACUCCCGGGUAGGUGUAACCAGGGCUCGAGCACAGAUUGCCAGCCCGGAAUCAUGGCAAACAACGAACGGACUUUUAUUGCCAUCAAGCCAGAUGGGGUCCAGAGGGGCCUGAUUGGAGAGAUUGUUAAGCGCUUUGAACAGAAAGGAUUCCAUCUUGUUGCCUUAAAAUUCAUGCAGGCUUCUGAAGACCUUCUCAGAGAGCACUACAUUGCCCUGAAGGAUCUCCCCUUCUAUCCACGCUUGGUAAAGUACAUGCAUUCUGGGCCUGUAGUAGCCAUGGUCUGGGAAGGGCUGAAUGUGGUGAAGACAGGUCGAAUGAUGCUAGGAGAGACCAACCCGGCAGAUUCCAAACCAGGGACUAUCCGUGGGGACUUCGGUAUUCAGUCUGGCAGGAAUAUUAUUCAUGGCAGUGACUCAGUGGAGAGUGCUGAGAAGGAGAUUGGCUUGUGGUUCCAUCCUGAUGAAUUAGUUUAUUACAAGAGCCAUGCCCAGCAGUGGAUCUAUGAGUAAUAUGGAGGAAGCAUAUUGAGCUUUAUGGAGACUUUUGUGCUUGCUAUUUACUUUGGCUAUACAGUGUUAUAUUUUUCUCGUCAUUAAAAGGUCAUUGGAACUAU